Messenger RNA from Volvox carteri f. nagariensis, 2583 nucleotides. RefSeq lists its product as uncharacterized. NCBI's taxonomy places the organism in Eukaryota, Viridiplantae, Chlorophyta, Chlorophyceae, Chlamydomonadales, Volvocaceae. The transcript has 5 exons. Bases 1 to 2583 code for a protein of 860 amino acids. The record is from RefSeq and is a predicted model, not a curated record.
AUGGAAGCCACUGGGCAAAGCGAGGGACAAGGCCAAGACCCGCAACGACUGCUCGCGAACCUUGCAGCAGAAUACACUCGAAGCAGGCGCUUUCUCGAGGAGCUUGAAAACAGCUUUGUGAGGGAAACAUCCCCUGGCCCACCGUCGAGGCCAACCUACCCGCCCGCCGAAGACCAUGACGAGCCUAAUGACCAGCUCGCCACGGCUCCAAAUCCCCGCGAAGUCGGACACAAAAAGCCACCUGAGUCUGCGCCUUCCAAUCUCAGAUCCAAGCUGCGCUCGUUCUUCUCCCGCCGCGCCCUUCUGCGCAACGAGGCGAUUCCGGAGCCGUCUGUGCCACAAGCCCUUAUCCGGCCCUCCAGCGAGUCCCAAUCCACCAUUCCCGGUCGAAGGUACCUCUCGCCUUCGACGACAAUGGUUUCGGAGCGCCAAAUCCCAGCCUCCUCCCCCGUCCGUCGAACAUCCCAAGUCUGCUACACCACAGGCCCCGCAGAGACGGUGCCCCGCACCGCACCACGUGCGCCGGCCUCCGCCGCCGCUGACGCCGGGGGCCGGCCCGCCACCGCCCGUCGAUCGUCCAUCGUAUACGUCAGCGGAGAUGCGAUGGACUCGACGUCGCAAGGCUGGAUAGCGCGAGUGGCGUGUCCCGACACCGGUGACCGACCCGCCACCGGCCGUCGAACGUCGAUCGUCUUCUAUGCCGACUCGAGCCCCACGACUGGCGCCACUCCCGGCAGGUCUGCAGCUGGCAGCGGCUGUGCAGGCCCUGCCGUCGGCGUCACCGGCAACAUUGCUGGGGGUGGCAGCGGCGGCGGCGGCAGCAGCGGCGGCACCACCGCCGGGGAGCACCCCAUCGAUGUCAUUGCCCCCGCCGCCGCCGCUGCUGCCGCCAGCGGCAGGGUCCGCGACGAUUCCAAUUCCGAUCAGUUCCGACACCAACACAACGGCGAAAACGGCACCGGCGGUGCCGGCGCUGCCGCAGCAGGCAACUCCCGACGAAACCUUUCCGUACACUCCGCCGUCGGGGUUGGCUCAUUACAAGAUACGGCAGAUCCGUACGAAUUCAUGUCUUUGAUGGCGGGACCCCGCCGGACCACCAGCUUCCAGCAUCGCUCCGGAACCAAACUUCAGCCCACUGCACAGCGGCUCCGCUCUGCCGUCAGUACCCGCCGUACAUCUAUUGAAGCGUACUGCAAUCGGGAGCUCGCCCAGCCGCCACCACCGCCGCCGCCGCAACAGCAGCACCCACCGCUAUUGCAACAACAGCCGCGCCUGCAGGGUUCUAGAGCUUCUUUUGAGGCCUUAUGCCAGCCGGUUAUGUCGACGACAGUUGAUCAGGCAUCCACAACGGUCCGCCGGACAGGCAGCCUGGAAAUCCCUAGGCCGUAUUCUGCUGUACCGCGGAAUCACAGCGCCGCCGCAGCCGCCGUGGUCCCCACCGCCGUCAACAUUAGUAACAGUACCCUCUUCGCGCCAGCAUCCAUCUCCGGUUACACAGCGCCUGUGGCGGCGGUGCCGGCAACUGCCACUGCCGCCGCCGCCGCCGCCGCUGUACCGAAUCCGCCGCAGGCAGCGGCGGCGGCGGCGGCGGCGGUUCCCGGACCGCGGAUGCGAGUGCUGCAUCACCAAAGUGGCGUUGCGUGGGCUGCGCCAGCGGCUCUAUCACCGACUGGCAGCACUGGAUCAUCAACCGGCCCCAUGUCGCCCUCCGACGCCGCUGCCGUACUGACGGUAGGCCGCAUCAGGACCGUAGGUGGCGGCGGCGGAGGUGGAGGCCCUGCUAUUCGCACCUCCAUGUCUUCCCUAAAUUCCAAGCGGCUUUUAGAUCUCGCCGACAUAGCACAGCAAUUGAUGAUGACGGCGUCGGCGUCGGCGUCGGCUGCAUAUUGCAUGGGCGGUGUUGAGCGACCACGCGCCGGCAGCGGCUCCGGGAUGAUAGACGUAGCAGCGGCGGCGGCGGCGGCGGCGCCCCCAUCGCCGCCGGCGGCUGCAGUGCGUGCCGCGCGCGGCGGGCCCGCCCUUCAUAUUCAUGUUACUGCUGACGGAGCCGAUGAAGCCGCUGCCGCAGCAGUCGCGGCGGCGGCGGCAACGGCAGCAACAGCGGCGGCGGCGCCGUCACCAAACACGUCCCCGACCGGCAGGUCAAACUCGCUCUCCCCUAAGCUGGCGGCGCCGUACACCGCCGCCCUUCAUGAUCGCAACUCGCCGCCGCCGUUCACGUCCCCGCCGCCGCCAACGCAACCGCACGCGCCGCCGCAAGUGCCGCCACAGCCGCACAAUGCGGCAGCAGGUCUUCCAUUCUUACCUUCAGGUCCCUGGUUGUCGGGAUACCUAGACCAGGCUUACACUGUGUGCAGCGGAUUUGCCAGCAACGCAUUGAAACGGGUAGGGGGAGAUCUGCCCGGAAGGUUAACCUUCCGGACAGGGGGAAGGCUCUUCUUCUUCUUCUUCUUCUGGUCAUUCUCGGUCAUUCUCGGUCUCCCCAUUACAACGAAGUGUGUGGAAGAAGUAGACAUGACAUAUAAACACAUGAUAAAUAGGGUACAUAGUAAGUUGGCGCUCACGGGUUGGAGAGACCAGUAG